This is a messenger RNA of Aedes albopictus (Asian tiger mosquito), 4416 nucleotides long. RefSeq lists its product as uncharacterized. The transcript is spliced from 3 exons. Bases 447 to 2198 code for a protein of 583 amino acids. Lineage: Eukaryota; Metazoa; Arthropoda; Insecta; Diptera; Culicidae. Gene Ontology annotation, molecular function: nucleic acid binding; zinc ion binding. The record is from RefSeq and is a predicted model, not a curated record.
GACAUUAGUAACACGCAUGUUUGUUAUCAUUAUGGUUAAUAUAUGACACGGUUCAAUCUAUGUAAGUUUAUGUCAACGUUGAAUUAUUAAAUAUAAAUAAAUAUAUAUAUGUAUACUAAUAAACAUUACAGGGAUGGAAUACGAAAUGAGACCGGUGCCUCCGUUCCGUUGUGAACAAAUAGAGAGAUCAAAACUUAGUCGUGAGUGGAGAUCGUGGAGAAACGCGCUUGAAUGUUAUUUCGAAGCGCAUUCCAUUUUUGAUCAGAGAAUAAAACGAGCAAAACUUCUGUUUCUUGGUGGACCACAGCUUCAAAGGGUUUUUGAGAACCUUAAUGAUACUGAUAAGAUUCCGUUGGUAGCAGUUAAGGAAACAUGGUACGAACUCGUUGAACGAGUUUUUCCAGCCAGCUCGUCAACAUACUUUAGAAAGACAUCGCCUUCGUGAAAUGAAACAGAUGAAAGAUGAAAGUUUUGCUCAAUUUGUGAUGCGUUUGAAGCAACAGUCAGCAGAUUGUGGUUUUGACAAGUACUCGCCAGACGUUUCUAAGAUUUUGACUGAGAUAACAUUGAUAGAUGUCAUAGUCCAAGGAUGUACGUCGAAUGAAUUACGUCGUCGUAUAUUGAAGGAGGAUCAUUCUUUGGCCGAAAUUGAAGCACUGGGAGCGACAUUCGAAUGCGUAGAUGAACAGGUCAAGAGUCUGACCAACGUGACCGCACAUCCACAAGAGAAGGUUUUCAAAGUAACCGAAAGCCAAAAGGUGGAGAAUAAGUCCAGCACUAAUGGUUAUCUGUCAUGUUAUCGUUGUGGAAACCCGGGCCAUUUUUCUAAAUCUCCAAACUGUCCGGCCAGAAAUAAAACGUGCAGGCGCUGUAAGCGGGUGGGCCAUUUCGAAUCAGCAUGCCGGGGGUUAUCAAAACGACCAACAAACAACCAGAAUGACAACGUGACAUCGAGAAAAGUUCGAGCCAUCGAGACCGUCAGCAGCGAUACCGAUUCGAAGCCGCCAAGCCAAUCUUCCAAGUUGGAAGACCAGACCCCUGAGAAGACGUAUUACGCCUUUUAUACAGGCAACGAAACUAACAUGAUUGAAUGUUACAUUGGUGGAAUCAAAUGGAACGUGAUUAUUGAUUCCGGAUCAGAAUGCAAUCUGAUCACAAAGGAUGCGUGGGAAAGAUUGAAAGCUUCUAAAAUCGUGGUACUUUCAUCUACGAAAGACUGUGAUCGGGUGUUGAAAGCAUAUGGUAGCGAUGCACCACUGAAGGUUUCCGGUUGCUUUACCGCUGAAGUACGUAUCAAUGAACGACAUGUUGUGGCUGAAUUCAUCGUGGUACAUGGUGGACAGCAAUGUUUGCUUGGUGAUAGAACCUCUAAAGAUCUCGGUGUUCUGAAGGUUGGGCUGGAUAUCAACAAUGUGAUGGAAGCGUUGAAGCCAUUCAAUAAAAUUACGGGAAUACAAAUCCACAUUCCCAUGGAUCCAGAUAUUAAACCGGUAUUCCAACCGCUGCGUAAGAUACCUGUUCCUCUUGAGGCUGCUGUAAAUAAAAAGCUUGAACAGCUUCUUCAAAAGGACAUAAUCGAAGUGAAGAACGGCCCAACUCAGUGGGUGUCACCUUUGGUAAUAGUAGGAAAAGCGAAUGGAGAACCGAGACUUUGUCUAGAUUUACGUAGAGUGAAUGAAGCCGUGUUGCGAGAACGCUAUCCGAUGCCUGUCGUGGAUGACUAUUUGGCUAGGAUGGGAAAGAACAUGAUCCGUAGCAAACUCGACAUCCGCGAAGCAUUUCUGCAAAUCGAAUUGAACCCGAACUCACGAGACAUCACUACAUUCAUCACCAGUAAAGGACUUUUCCGGUUCACGAGGAUGCCUUUUGGUCUGGUUUCCGCUCCUGAAACAUUUCAGAGAGUGAUGGACGAGAUACUGGCAGGAUGUGAAGGAGUAUACUGGUACCUCGAUGACGUCAUGGUUGAAGGCGCAACCGUGGAAGAACAUGAUGCACGACUCAAUGAGGUUCUAAAUCGUUUCAAGAAUCGUGGCGUUGAGUUAAACUGGGAAAAUGCGUGUUUAGAAAACAAGAACUUGAAUUCCUUGGGCAUAUUGUCUCACCUGACGGAAUUCUAUCAGCAGCAACUAAGAUGGAUGCUAUUCAGACGUUUCGGACUCCAAAGAACGAAUCUGAAGUUAGAAGUUUCCUUGGACUAGCUAAUUAUAUGAACAAAUUUAUUUGUAAUUUGGCCACUAUCGAUGAACCGUUGCGUAGAUUAACUUUGAAGAACACACUUUUCGAGUGGACUGAGGAGCACACCGACGCGUUUGAAAGGAUAAAGCAAGGAAUGAGAGAAGCUGGGAAAUUGGGAUAUUUUAACGUCAACGACCGUACAGUGGUAACAGCCGAUGCCAGCCCUGUAGGACUGGGUGCUAUCCUGGCGCAAUAUGAUAGCAAUGGUCAAAUACGUGUGAUCAACUAUGCAUCUAAAUCUUUAACCGACACAGAGAUAAGAUAUUGUCAAACUGAGAAAGAGGCGCUAGCUCUAGUAUGGGCUGUAGAACGAUUUCAAAGAUACCUUAUAGGAAGAUCAUUCGAUUUGGUUACAGAUUGUAAAGCAUUACAAUUUUUGUUCACUACCAGAUCCCGUCCAUGUGCACGCAUUGAACGAUGGGUUUUGCGCCUACAGUCGUUUGACUAUAAAAUUGUACAUAUAGCUGGAGAGAGUAACGCAGCAGAUGCACUGUCACGGUUAGCAACAUUGUACCCGACACCUUUUGACCAAUCUGAAGAACUUAUGAUUCGAGCAGUCGCAGUAUCUUCUGCGAAUGCAUUGGCAUUGAAUUAACAGCAAAUUGAAGAUGCUUCCAAAGAAGAUGAAGAAAUUCAGAACAUAAUUGUCCUCCUUGGUUCAAACCGACAACGAGAGCUUCCUAUUCCGUAUCGCGUCAUCGCAAACGAACUUUGUCAGGUUGGAGACGUUCUAAUGCGAGUAGACAGAUUGGUGAUCCCCUCGAAGCUUCGGCCUGUGGUAUUGAGUCUGGCUCAUGAAGGACAUCCAGGCAGCCGAAUGAUGAAAAGCCAUCUCCGUAGUUCUGUGUGGUGGCCGAAGCUAGAUCAGCAAGUUGAUGAGUAUGUAAGAAACUGUCGAGGGUGCUGUUUAGUAUCUGCACCGGACGCACCUGAGCCAAUGAUAAGGAAAACGUUACCUUCUGGUCCCUGGGAGGAUAUUGCAGUCGAUUUUAUGGGUCCACUUCCAGAAGGACAAUAUUUAUUAGUAGUAGUGGACUAUUACUCUCGAUUCGUGCAAGUGAAAGAGAUGAAUUCCAUUUCUGCUAGUGAUACUAUUCAAGAGUUGAGUGUGAUCUUCAGCAGAUAUGGAAUCCCAAAUACAUUGAGAGCUGAUAACGGACCUCAACUCAGUGAACACUGUGAAGAGCUGAAUAUAUUUUGUCGUGAAAAUAGUAUAAAGCUAGUAAAUACGAUUCCGUACUGGCCACAGCAAAACGGCGAGGUGGAGAGACAAAACCGUUCAAUCUUGAAAAGGUUAAAAAUAUCUCAGGAGCUAGGGAAGGAUUGGAGAAGAGUGCUUAGUCAAUAUCUGCUGGUAUACCAUUCAACAAAUCAUUCAACAACAGGAAAGUCCCCGGCGGAAUUGAUGUUUGGCAGACGCAUCCGGAACAAACUGCCUCAUGUUCCGUUGUACCGAUUGGAUGACGAAGAAACCCGUGAAAACGACAUGGCCCACAAAGAAAAAGGAAAGGAAUAUGCUGAUGGUAAAAGAAAAGCAAAGUCAAGUGAAAUCGCGGUAGGAGAUACAGUGUUAACGAAGAGAAUGAAGAAGACGAAUAAGUUGGAUACAGAUUUUUGCAACGAGGAGUAUAUUGUAACGCGUAGAGAAGGUAGUGAUUGUACAAUAGAAUCUAAGGAAUCAGGAAAACAGUACAGAAGAAAUGUAAGUCACCUUAAACAAGCAGUUGGAGCGAAUCAAAGCAAGAGUAUCCCAGAAAACUGUGAGGUACGCGAGGGCAUGCAAAAGAAUAAUGGAGAAUUUGACAAACCUGAAGAACUACAUACACAUAGAAACAUAAAUGAAAUAACCGAGAAGAGAAUUCGCAAUGAGCCGCAUUAUUUUAAAGAUUAUAUUGCACACUAAAACAAUAAAAAAGUAAAUGGGGGAUUGUAGGAUUUGCGUAAUGUAAUUGUUAAAUAAAGAUUGUAUGUUUUGUUUCAGUGUAAUGACACAUGGCACCGUUGUUAGGGGCAACGUGCAGAAAAGAACAUAGUAGUCGGGAAGCAUGGAAAAAGGGAAGUUUUGGUGUACACGUGUUGGAAUAAAGACGUAGUUCAAAAGCCUAAGUGAAAAUAGUUUUGAUUUCAAGUUAUUUGUCCGAUUGUGGUUCUCCUGCUUUCCGCUCCGGAUUCGACUUCGAC